GGGAAUGCUUUGGAUGUUUCCUUAAUUGUAUCGUUUGCUCAGCAGUUAUAUUUUGUUAUUUUCUUAUUUGGGUUAUUUUUCGAACUGGUUGUUGAGUUGAGAUGCCAUGUGACUCUAAAGUAAUUGUUAACCAUGUGCAAGUGUGGAAAUUUUAGUAGAUGUAUCUAAUCUGUGUCAUUUCGUGUUUCCGGAAAUGGUAGAGGGUGGGUUGGUAAUUGGGUUUAUUGAACAACACAUGUCGAAGCAUGUUGCAGACGCACUCGUGUCUGUUUGUUGUGGUCGCCUGCCUACUCAUAUCGAAAGACCAGUAUACUACUAUCUUUAAAAAACAAAUCUUUAUGCAUUUUCAGUCGGUGAAAAUAAACUACCCUGCUUGAAUACUGAGACACCGUGGGGCGGUUCGGGGUAGCUUAUGGAAGUGAUGUUUGUUAUCAUGGUUUACAAGGCUAGCUUAUUGAACGUGUGCUCUAGUAGUGUAGUUACGUGCUUUUAGACUAGCCAUCAAAGGCACACAUUGUCCGUCUGAUCUCUGGUCAAUUGAACAUGAUACAAAACUCUACGACUGAAUGAUUCUUUAGGAACUCAUCAAAAAAGUGCUUUUCUAACAAAAUGUCAGAUUCAGAGGACUCCGGUCCGGAGUUAUUAGAAUGCUCGGACAUACAGCGCGGGGCAAAACUUAUCUACGAGAGAGACGGUGCCUUUGUGGCGCUUCAGCCUCCUGAUGUCAUUUAUGAGAGGUGGAAUAAAAUUCCCAUCAGCGGGAAGAAGAAGGUUGCCGAGUUGAUGAAUGUGGCCGCUUUCUGGUACCAUAUUGUACUAUCACGCCAGGAAUGUCACAGAAUCACCCGUUGGGCUGUGCAAGUGGGCUUUAUAGACUCCAAUGUCAGCAAUGACUUGAGUCUGAAGAAAUUGCUUAAAAUAGAGAUAUUGGAAGCAGUCCUCAGAGCAAUGGAGAAAGGAUUUCUACGAGAUGACCAAACGAGGCACAUGGUCUGGAUAAGCAACAAGUUCAACUUGCACUCGCCGGACGUCCUUAACGACGCGCUGUUAUGGCUGGAGCGCACAGGUGAGCCCCGUAUCCGCCAGAGAGUCCUGGAGCUGGGCCACCAAGGCAUUGUCUACACCGCCCUGCAGAUGGUCUUCUCAGAGUGUAAGACAACAUAUGCCCACCAUACACAAGCCAUGGGGGUUGAUAAGAAGAACAAGAUCAAGGAGCUUAGCAGUGGUCCAAGCCAAUGCUUUAUUGAGAAAAGUGAAGACAUGAAAAGUAAAGGAAAUGAUCACUUUCAAAAGAAGAAAUAUGAGUCCGCUGUCAAGUAUUACACCAAAGCCCUUAAAUAUCAUCCUGAAAACCAUAUAAUCUAUGGAAACAGAGCAUUGUGCUAUAUACGCAGUGAGAAAUACCUGAAGGCUGUUGGUGAUGGGAAAAGGGCUACAUUGAUUAAACCGGGAUGGUCAAAGGGUCACUACCGCUUCUGUGAGGCCCUGUUCAACCUUGAGGAACACAGACGGGCCUUGGACAGCAAUAUAUUGGCCCAAAGUCUGUGUAGGGAGGACACAGAUGGGAUGAGAGACCUCCAACAGCAGUAUGCCAAGUUUUCUAUUGAGAUUGAAGAAAUCAAAGCUGAGAAAAAACAACAAAUCAAGAAGUCCCCAAGUAACAGACCAAAUAGUGCCACCAGAACAGAUUUGGAAGAAGAUAAAUCACAGGGUGUAAAAUCUACGAGCAAGACAGAACCUCAGAGCACCACUAAAGCCCUACAGAAAAAGAGUCUGGGAGUUGAGAGGGACACUCGGGCACAUACAGUGAAGAAUGAAGGGGAUACAUAUUCAGCCGAUACAACUAAUGGGCUUAAAACAAAAACGGAUACUGCUGAAAAAAAAAGUUACAGAUUGGAGCACAACACCACAGAGAAACACAAAUCCAAGGGCAGAAGCCAUGAGCCAAAGGACAAGCUGUCCCCUCAGGCGGUGGGCAGCAGCAGCCAGUAUGAGGCAGUGCGGUCUGCCGUGCAGGACGCCUGCAUUGCCCUGACCGACCAGCGCGGCCGCAACGCUGAGCAGGCCUUCUCCAGGGCCCUGGGCGUACUGGCCUUCAGCACAGCCAAGGAUCUCGGUUUGUCAACUAUUGACCAAAUAUUGUUGAUUUAUGGCCGUGCAUUAGCGCUUGUGGAGAUUGGCCAACCUGAGGAACUUGCUGAGGCUGAAAGGGAAUUUGAGAAGAUCAAAUUGUUUGAAGAGAGAACAUUUCAGUGCCUGGUGUAUUUUGGCAUUGGAAAGAUGUAUCUGAAGUGGAACAGAUAUCCAAAAGCUCUGGAACAGUUUUCUUAUUCUUUCCAGAUGGUAAAAAAGCAGAUAACACCUGGUAAACUGUCUUGGCCCACAACAAAGGAUAUUGUUAAAGACACACAACCAGACUAUUUAAAGGGUAGUCUGGAGACUUCUAUUGAGAUGUGCAAGUUUCCCCCUCAACCAGAUGCAAUUUGCCGGUAUUCCAAUUGUGCUAGCCAUGCAAAACUGGAAAUCUUCUUUACGGAUCCAGAUUUUAAGGGUUUUAUUCGUAAUGUUUGCUGCCAAAAUUGCGUUGUUGAGUACCAUAUUAGCUGUUGGAAGACGGUGAAAACCACCUCCUUCUCUGAUAGGAAUGAAAAGGAAUUCCUGCUGGACAUGUGCUUUACACCUGACUGCAGGGGUGUCAUCUGUAAUAUUCAAAUCUAUGGUUCAACAGGCAUUUUGAAGUGUAAGUUUGAGGCACCUGUCACAAAACCUAUGGGUCCAGUAAAAGUUAAAGUAAAUCAGAAAUGUACCAGUCUCAAGAAGUUGAAGUCCAAAGAGGAUCGUAAACUCAGGAGGAAGCAACACAAACGAGCAAACUCUCAGACUCAACCAGACCAGAAUGACCAAACAUCUUUGGAGAAGAAUGACAACACCGCAGUGGAGCCCGAAGAGAAAGCUCCCUCUUCUACAUGGCUGCUAUGCAGGGACCACAUCCUCCUGCAGAUCAAUGAGAACCGUAAGCUUCUCCAGGACGAGAACAGCCACAACGUAGCUGCCCUACUGAGGAGCCUGAAGCCAUGGAUGGACCUGGACCACCAGAAGGGCAGCGCGCUGGUGCCAGGGGCCAGCGACAGGCCCCAGCCUGAGAGCCUGUGGGAGGUGGCAGAGCUGCUGAUGGAAAGGAAGAACCGGGUGUGGGGUCGUGUGUUUAUCCACUCCCUCAGCGGCAGCCCUAACACCAGCCCCAGGCUGCACGACUGGGCCCUUCAGCUGGACAACGCCGGCAUGAAAGCAGCAUGCGUGUUCAUCGAGCGACAUGCUGAACACCUAGAGCAGCUGGACCUGUCCCCCCUGCUGCUGUUCUCCCCGCUACAGGACAUGUUCAUAGAGAAGUUCGGCACUAGGCCCGAGUUUUUCAGCCGUGGGGGCCUGACUGUGACAGAGUACCUGAAGCAGGCCCCUCAUCAAGAGAUGAGACUGUUUAUCUGGACUCUGGAGGAGCACAGAGAGCAGUAUGCAUCCUGCCACUCAGUAUUGGAUGAAUAUUUUGAAAUGAUGGAUGGCCUUUGUGUAGUCAUUAGAAAGACAGAGAAUGACAAUCUAAAUAAUUCUCCUAGUAAGAAUAAAAACAGAAACCGCAAAAGAAAACAAAAAGAAUCUAAGAACAUCAUUUACAUGGGAGUCAGAAGUACUAGAGAAGAGGAUGAGGAGGAUUUCUUUGACGAUGAGAAUUCUUUAAUGAUCCUUGACCCUAGUGAUCCAUUUAGUGUACCCAAUCGCCUUCGAGAUCGAGUGGCAGAGUUUGAGGACCAGUAUAACAGCAGCAAUCACAGUAUGCUUCAUAAACAGAUACUGGACAACAACCCUGACCCAACUAAAGAGAGUUUAUAUGACUACUUUGCCCAGAUCCUGGUGCAGCAUGGCCCUCUGGGGGCUCAGGACCCCCUACUGGUGGGCCUGCUGGACAGCUUCCCCCCCGAGGCCCAGCAGAAGAUCCAGGAGGCCGGGGGCCUCCAGCCCUUUCUCCUCAGCUCACUGCGCUUUGUCAUGAACGGCGACCUCAUCGGUCUGAUGAAGCAUGCCGUAACCCUGCAGUACACCGCCACCGCACAUCAACAACUCAACCACCUGGACUACAUAGGAGACCCCUCGUACAGGCUGGACUUAAACCCUUCAGCCGGGGAAUUUCACCCCUGUAGUGGGGAUAUGGGAAUGGAUGAUUUUAGCGAGUCUCUCAGCUUUGGCAAAGGGAUGACGGCCCCAGUGAGGCAUGAGCCAUUUUUGACAGGCUAUCACCGGCCUCCUUAUAAUCCUCAUAUAUUUGACCCUUUUCCACCUCAGCCUAACCCAUAUGUCAGCAGUUUAGCAGGUGUGUUCAGUACCCAAGGAGUAGAUGAAGCUAUGCUUUAUGUUGGGACUAAUGCCUGUACAGAAGGUCAUGAACAGUACAGUGUCAGUGACUGUGGGAAUUUGGACCAGUUUGAAACCCUCAUCUCUUCUGGAAGUACAUCGUUGUCUGUUAAAACUGCAGCUGUACAGGCAACCUGUGACUCCAACAAUGAUGUGGCAGUCAAUACAGAGCCAUAUGAGCCUUUUGAAAUAAAUAAUGGGGAGAUGAGCAGGAAGGAGAAGGAUAACACUGAGUUCAAGAAACAAAUCCACCAGAUGACAGAAAACUACAGCUUUGUGAAGCUAAGACGCCAAGAGGAAAUCUCUGGCCUCAAAGAAGAAUACAACAACAUCAACCAAAACAUAAAGAUCUCUAACAGGGAGCUAGCCCUAUUCCAGAAACAGCUGGAGGAGGAGGUGAAGAAAGAUCAGCAGGAGAAGAGGGACAACCAGGAGACCCUGAAGGUCAUGAAGGCUGAAAUGAAGGAGCUGCUGGAGUCCCAGGAGAGUUUAACCAAAGCCAUCAAAGAGAGGAAGAAGGAGUAUGAGACACAACUGGACAGUUUCUUGGAGUUGAGCAACCAAUCAGCAGGUGAGAAGAUGAGCCUUGAGGACGAGAUCAAGAGAUGUAGAGACCUGUGUUCCAGCACUGCCCUGAGAUCUCACACGUCACAGGUUUUCAUCCUGGAAAGCCAGAAGGGCAGAGGGCUGCGCUGCCUGUUUCGAUCAGUGACUGAUGCCAGGGCCAUUCUGGCCAAACUCCAGGAAGUUGCUCCCAGGUACCCUCCCCAUCUGCUUCAGCCUCCCAUUGAGGCCUGGAGCACCUGUUUGCAAGAGUCUGAGGAGAAGAUCUCCACAACGGAGGCUCAGUAUCAGGAGCAGUUGGAGCUGGUGAAGAAGGGGGCCAGGCUGAACACCCUGCCCCCCAUCACAAUCCCAUACACCCCCCAGCCUCCACCCAUACCGUUGCUGCAUCCCACCCAGCAGCUACCUCCCCAUCAGCUGAUCCCACAUCUUUAUUACGGUGGGCCCGUACCCAUCAGGGGACCCAUGUACCCCCAUCAGGGCCCCCCCAGAACGCCUGCUGUCCAGUCUCCGGCUCCUGGGGAGCAGCCGGAUGGAGCUGGAGCUUUAGCCAGCAGCAGCCAGAGCAGGCAGGCCCAGCACCACGCCCAGGCCAGCCUGCCCAACCAGGGACCCUGGCACCAAGCCCCUCAGCCCACUGUGUUUGACAAGAUCCUGGAGCGCCUUGGCAACAUGUUCCCUCAUUUCAGCAGACCGGUUCUGAUGAAGUAUGUCCAGGACACGCGCACAGCCAAUGGAGGGGACCUCAACUUCCUAUCCUACCAGGAAGUCAUCAACCGAGUGGCUCAGCUCAUCCUGGACAAGCAGGAGAGCAGCCGGAGUUGUUUACCUGGCUGUUUACCCUGGAUACCCGUGAAAAGACGCCGCCGGAGGAAAAGGGGGAGACGAGCCAGGACCCUGGUGAAAUUAAGGAAACGACAGCAUGACCUGUAUGAAAUCAUCGAUCGGCAGGAAACUGUACACCCAGAGGCUGCAUUCAUUGUGGCAGGCGACUUCAACAAAGCCAACCUCAGGAAAGUUUUACUGAAGUACCACCAACACGUUAACUUUCCAACUCGAGGUGAAAACAUCCUGGAUCACGCCUACAAAACCCGCCCCCGCCCUGCCUUCGUAAAAUCGGAUCAUUCCUCUGUUCUCCUACUACCAUGCUAUAGGCAGAAGCUGAAACGUGAAAAGCCUGUGAUUCGCUCAAUACAGAGCUGGACAGAGCAGUCAGAUGAGGCACUACGUGACUGUUUUCAAACAACAGACUGGGAAAUGUUUCGGGAUGCCUCUGUUAACAUUUAUGAACACACUCUGUUUAUACCAAUGUAUUCCCAUACAAAAAUAGGAUAAAGAGCGGGAGGGAAUUAAAUUUGUUGGUUCUGAAUACAGGGUUUGUGCAUACAAUUAUUUACAAUGUUACUGGAAAAAUUACUUGUGCUAGUUAGCUUUCAGAAAUUUUAAUUAUUACAAUUAUUAUUCCAGCCGGCAAGACCGGUUACCUAGAGUGCGGGUGGCAUUUCAUCUUUCACUCGGCCCGAAAAAAGUGUAGAAAAAAAUAACCUAUUGUGUGCAGUAGAUAAGAUCAUGUCAGAUCUUUAAAGCGUAUCGGAUUUUUCGGACACUUUGUCAUGACGUUAUACGAAUUACAACUGUGACUUUAGAGAACUACAGCACUGCAUUAAUCUGUCUGACACACCCCCGAGCGUGGUGCACUGUGGGAAGGCGAGCGAUGGCAAGCGAUUCGCGUCACUGCCGUGUGAACGCCCUGUUAGGGUUUAGGGGGGACAUUGGGAUUGGGCCUUAGUAUCAUAAUUCUGUGCACAAAUUUGUGAAAAACUGAUACAUUUAAGUUAAAUAUAAUACUUUAUGUAAUAUAAUUACAUAAAGCCUUUUUUUCGCUCAAAUUCAUGCUAAAUUUUUUUUGCUUGUGCAAGCUCACAUUACUUGUUGAGGUCUCUAUUUACACUUACAUCAAAAAGAUACUAGGACCUAGGUUUGGGCUAAGCCCCUAAUGUUAACAACAUCUGUCUCCGCCCCUGCCCACCACCACAAAUAGAAUCAGAUUCUGUGGGAAACACUGCACACACUCACUCACACACACACUCUGUAACUGGUCAUCUGACUCAUCCAUCAAAUUGAAAUGUCGUCCCUUCCUUUUUUUUGUAUGUUUGGAUACGUACACACACUGCAUUCGGCUUAGCCUCCUGUGUUUUACUAACCCCUCU
Hypomesus transpacificus is the source of this 7181-nucleotide messenger RNA. It is a transcript of the gene ttc3, whose product is annotated as tetratricopeptide repeat domain 3. The record is from RefSeq and is a predicted model, not a curated record. The transcript has 44 exons. Lineage: Eukaryota; Metazoa; Chordata; Actinopteri; Osmeriformes; Osmeridae. Gene Ontology annotation, molecular function: protein binding. The coding region runs from base 610 to 6306 and encodes 1898 amino acids.